UUAAUUUCACUGCAAUGUAAGCACCAAUUUUAUAUUUUUCCCCGUUUUAGUGGGCGUUUUCCUUUGUCGAAAGCGCUAAUGAAAUUAAAAUUGCGUGCUCUUUGAAUGAAGAAAGCGAGGGAUUUGCUCAAACCCACUCGCCGAAGCUUCCUUUCCCUCGCCAGACCAACAGCGUUUCCUCCUCCUCCUCCUCCUCCUCCUCCUCCCUCUGCUGCUCCUCCUCUACAGAUGGAUUCCUCAGAGCGCUACUGUUACAAUCCCAAAUUGCAAUGGAACCCUGAAGUUGAACACUACUUCAUCAAGGCCUACGGAGCUGAUCUUUUCUCUCGCAUUUCUCAUGCACUAACGCGUCCUUCAAGUUAUUCUUGUAUUCGUGUUAACACUCUAAAGGCAACAACGGACUCUGUGGUUGAGAAACUUUUGGCUAUUAUAAAGGAAACUGGGUUUGGAGAUUGUUGUACUGAGAGUCCAAUUAAUGCAUCGGAUGAAAGGUUGCAAAAGAGUCCCCUCUCUAAGUGCCAAAUACCAGGAUUGGAUUAUGUUUUGUUUGUCAAGGGUUCGGGUCCGCACACAAUUGAUUAUGGUUUUGCACCUGGAGCACCUCCCAAGGAGGUAAUAGUGAGUAGAAAAUGUGCUGAAGCAGUUCUUCGAGGAGCUCAGGUAUUUGUUCCUGGUGUAAUGGCAUGUAGCGCACAUGUUGAAAAAGGAGAUGUAGUUGCAGUUUCAGUUGCUAUAGAGCAACACAGUCCUGAUGGUGGAUGGGGUAUUGGCAUGACACGUGGAACUGUUCUUCAAGGGCUUCAGACAGAUCCUUACUAUUUGGAAAGAAAAGGCCUGUAUAUAGGCCAAGGAAUGACAACAAUGUCAAGGGCUGGCAUAUUCCGUGUUUCAGAAGGAAUAGCUGUGGAUAUGCAUAAUCGAGUAUUUAAAUUGCCUUCAUUUCAUGAUGUGCUUGAGGGGGAAAUAUUUCUACAGAACUUGCCAAGCAUUGUCACUGCUCAUGCCCUCGAUCCUCAAAAAGGUGAACGGAUAUUAGACAUGUGUGCAGCACCCGGAGGGAAGACAACUGCAAUUGCAAUCCUUAUGAAGGAUCAAGGCGAGAUUGUUGCAAUUGAUAGAUCUCAUAAUAAGGUGCAAGACAUUCAGAAACUGACUGCUGAAAUGAGUUUGACUUGUAUAAAGACUUACAAGUUGGAUGCUCUCAAAGCUGUUUGUCGAAGAAAUGAAUCAAACAAUACUGUUCAAAAUUCUGAGUUGCCAAGGCAUCAUGAUGAGAAAACAUCUUCAUCUGUUCAAGGGUUGAAUCCUGAUGAGGCAUGCAAUAAAAUUGAGAAUGAGAGAACUUAUGUUAGCAAAGCUGACAUCAGGAAGCAUAAACGAAGAAUGAGGAAUGGACCAGGAAGAAAUCAAUGCCUGGGUGGUAGGGUUGAAAACUCAAAAGGUUUUCCUCCUGACAGCUUUGAUCGAGUUCUCCUUGAUGCUCCAUGUUCAGCUCUUGGUUUGAGGCCUAGACUCUUCGCCGGAGAGGAAACUGUAGAAUCUUUAAGAAACCAUGCGAAGUAUCAGAGGAGAAUGCUUGACCAGGCUGUUAAACUAGUUCGCCCUGGUGGAGUAAUUGUGUAUUCAACAUGCACAAUAAACCCUGGGGAGAAUGAAGCACUGGUACGAUAUGCUUUGGAUACAUACAAGUUCCUCUCCUUAGCACCACAGCACCCAAGAAUUGGAGGACCUGGCCUUGUCGGUACCUGUGAAUUCCCUGAUGGAUACAUUGAGGAGUGGUUAAGACCUGGUGAGGAAGAACUUGUGCAGAGAUUUGAUCCUUCAUCUCCACUCGACACAAUUGGGUUUUUUAUUGCAAAGUUUACUGUCGGCACCAAAAAUAUUUGAACUUUUGGGGGAAUGCGAAACUCCAUCGAGUUCAGAAGUUCAAAACCAGUUAGCACAGCACCAAAGAAACAAACAUGUCUAUGCUUUUAAGUGAUUAUGAUGACCGUAUGUAGACUGCAGUAUCUUCAUGCUCGUACCAUUAAGCGGAGCAUGAAUCAUGAAGAGAAUGAUAAGAGGUACUCUACAUGCAAUUUCUUCUUUCUUUAUUUUUAUCAUCCCCCUCCUCUUCGGACGUGGUUAGGAUUGGCUUAAUUUUACAUAAUUUUGUUCCAAGGAGACAAAUUUGGGAUUAGAAGUCUAUCAGAUACAGUAGAAUUCAGGGGAAAAAUGUUAAAAAUUUAAAAUGUUCUACAUCUGUUUGGUAGCUGAUGUUUCUAAAAUCUUGGUAAUUUUGAGUUUUUUCUUCUUUUUAAAAAAAAAAUAAAUAAUAAAUCUGGUAGGUA
Molecule: messenger RNA, 2330 nt
Organism: Jatropha curcas
Lineage: Eukaryota; Viridiplantae; Streptophyta; Magnoliopsida; Malpighiales; Euphorbiaceae
Product: NOL1/NOP2/sun family protein
Biological process (GO): RNA methylation
Molecular function (GO): RNA binding; RNA methyltransferase activity
Source: RefSeq, a predicted model, not a curated record